GUUUCCAAAAUAUUGCACUUCGUUUCUUGUGGGCAUCACUGGAAAAAGGGUUUGAUUUGGUCGUGGUUUUAUGUCUCAAUUUGUUAGUUGUAUCCCAAACCGAGACUGCUAAUACUUUGGAAAAUCAACCAGCGGAGGAUCCUCCUUCAUCAAGAUUCACUUGGAAGAUUGAUAACUUUUCUAGGUUAAACACUAAGAAGCAUUAUUCCGAUGUUUUUGUCGUUGGUGGUUAUAAAUGGUACAUUGCUUAUUCCCUUGUUGAUAGCACUUGUCCCCUCUUUUUCCCCUUACUUUUCUGUUUCGGUGAUAGUAGUUGAGGAUUGAUGCUCUUGGUUUUGAAUUUCUUAGGCGAAUAUUGAUAUUUCCAAAGGGUAACAAUGCGGAUCAUUUAUCUAUGUAUUUGGAUGUUGCUGACUCAGCAAGUUUACCCUAUGGGUGGAGUAGAUAUGCACAGUUCAGUUUGGCAGUAAUUAAUCAAAUUCAUAAUAAAUUUUCAGUCAGAAAAGACACACAACACCAAUUUAAUGCAAGAGAAAGUGAUUGGGGUUUUACAUCCUUUAUGCCGCUUGGUGAGUUAUAUAAUCCUUCCAGAGGGUAUCUUGUGAAUGAUACUCUGAUUGUUGAAGUAGAGGUUGUUGUCCGCAAAAUUGUGGAUUACUGGGCACAUGACUCAAAGAAAGAAACUGGUUAUGUCGGUCUUAAGAAUCAAGGAGCAACAUGUUACAUGAACUCCCUGCUCCAAACUCUUUAUCACAUUCCUUACUUCAGAAAGGCAGUUUAUCACAUGCCUACAACUGAAAAUGAUAUGCCAUCUGGAAGCAUUCCUCUUGCUCUGCAGAGUUUGUUUUACAAACUCCAGUACAGUGACAACAGUGUUGCAACAAAAGAGCUUAUCAAAUCUUUUGGAUGGGACACAUAUGAUUCUUUCAUGCAGCAUGACGUUCAAGAACUUAAUAGAGUUCUAUUUGAAAAACUUGAAGAUAAAAUGAAGGGAACUGCUGUGGAGGGCAUCAUACAGAAAUUGUUUGAAGGCCACCAUAUGAACUACAUUGAGUGCAUUAAUGUGGAUUAUAAAUCUACAAGGAAUGAGUCAUUUUAUGACCUUCAGCUUGAUGUUAAAGGCUGUCGAGAUGUAUAUGCUUCUUUUGACAAGUAUGUAGAAGUUGAACGUCUUGAAGGUGAUAAUAAAUAUCAUUCUGAGCAAUAUGGAUUGCAGGAUGCUAAGAAGGGUGUGUUGUUCAUUGAUUUCCCUCCGGUCCUUCAACUUCAGCUUAAACGAUUUGAAUAUGAUUUUAUGCGAGACACCAUGGUCAAGAUUAAUGACCGUUAUGAGUUCCCUUUGCAACUUGACCUUGACCGAGAUGAUAGAAAAUACUUAUCACCAGAAGCUGAUAGGAGUGUUCGGAAUCUUUACAUGCUUCACAGUGUCCUCGUUCAUAGUGGUGGUGUGCAUGGUGGUCAUUAUUAUGCAUAUAUCAGGCCGACUCUUUCUGAUCAGUGGUAUAAAUUUGAUGAUGAAAGAGUAACCAAAGAAGAUACGAAAUGGGCAUUAGAGGAACAGUAUGGUGGGGAAGAGCUACCACAGACAAAUCCUGGAUUCAAUAAUACCCCUUUUAAAUUUACCAAAUAUUCAAAUGCGUACAUGCUGGUGUAUAUACGAGAAAGUGACAAGGACAAAAUAAAAUGUGAUGUGGAUGAGAAGGAUAUUGCAGAACAUCUUAGGGAGAGAUUGAAGAAAGAACAGGAAGAAAAAGAACAUAAAAAGAAAGAGAAGGCAGAGGCACACCUUUACACUAUCAUAAAGGUUGCACGAGAUGAUGACCUUGCAGAGCAGAUUGGCAAGGAUGUUUAUUUUGAUCUUGUGGAUCAUGAUAAAGUCGGGAGUUUCCAUAUUCAGAAGCAGACAACUUUCAAUGUGUUUAAGGAAGAGGUUGCUAGAGAGUUUGGUAUACCAGUGCAAUUUCAGCGGUUCUGGUUGUGGGCCAAGCGUCAAAACCAUACCUACCGUCCAAACCAGCCAUUGACACCUUUGGAGGAAACACAAUCAGUUGGAACCUUGAGAGAGGUAUCAAAUAAGGUUCAUAAUGCAGAACUAAUGUUGUUCCUGGAAGUUGAGCUUGGACUGGAUUUACGACCGAUCACUCCACCAUAUAAAACAAAAGAAGAUAUUAUGCUUUUCUUCAAGCACUAUGAUCCUGAGAAAGAAGAACUUCGCUAUGUUGGAAGGAUGUUCGUGAAAAGUGCAGGCAAGCCAAUAGAAAUUUUGUCCAAAUUGAACAAAAUGGCAGGGUACGCUCCUGAUGAAGAAAUCGAUCUUUAUGAGGAAAUUAAGUUUGAGCCCAGUGUUAUGUGUGAACCAAUUGACAAGAAAAUCACAUUCCGAACUAGCCAGCUUGAGGAUGGUGACAUAAUUUGCUUUCAAAAGUCCCUCCCUGCUGAAAGUACUACUCAGUACCACUAUCCAGAUGUUCCUUCAUUUCUGGAAUAUGUUCAUAACCGCCAGGUUGUGCACUUUCGAUCUUUGGAAAAACCCAAGGAAGAUGAUUUCUGUCUGGAGAUGUCAAAGCUUUAUACUUAUGAUGAUGUUGUUGAAAGAGUAGCUCAGCAACUUGGUUUGGUUGAUCCAUCGAAAAUCAGGCUUACUUCGCACAACUGUUACUCUCAGCAACCUAAGCCUCAGCCUAUUAAGUAUCGUGGAGUGGAUCAUUUGUCUGACAUGCUGUUCCACUACAAUCAGACUUCUGAUAUUUUAUACUAUGAAGUAUUAGACAUCCCUCUGCCAGAAUUACAAGGUUUGAAAACACUGAAGAUAGCAUUUCAUCAUGCUACAAAGGAUGAAGUUGCUAUCCAUACUAUUAAGCUUCCGAAACAGAGCACUGUUGGUGAUGUGAUUAACGAUCUUAAGACAAAAGUGGAGUUGUCUCAUCCUGAUGCAGAACUGAGGUUGUUUGAAGUCUUCUAUCACAAGAUCUACAAGAUUUUCCCACCUAGUGAGAAGAUUGAGAAUAUAAAUGACCAAUACUGGACACUGCGGGCAGAAGAGAUUCCAGAGGAAGAGAAAAAUCUUGGUCCAAAUGACCGACUAAUUCAUGUUUAUCACUUUACUAAGGAGACAGCUCAGAACCAGAUGCAAAUUCUGAAUUUUGGCGAUCCCUUUUUUUUGGUGAUUCAUGAAGGUGAGACUUUGGCCGAAAUAAAAGUUCGAAUACAGAAGAAGCUUCAAGUUCCAGAUGAGGAGUUCGCUAAGUGGAAAUUUGCCUUCCUCUCACUUGGCCGGCCAGAGUACCUUCAAGAUUCUGAUAUUAUAUCUAAUUGUUUUCAGAGGCGAGAUGUUUACGGUGCUUGGGAGCAGUAUCUUGGAUUGGAGCACUCUGACAUUGCUCCUAAAAGAGCUUAUGCAGUUGGUCAGAACCGGCACACUUUUGAGAAGCCAGUAAAAAUCUACAAUUAGGGAAUAUUUUAGAUUACCUUGAUAAAACAUUGCACACAAGUCUGGCUAUCUACAUGGAUUAUUUAGAGUGGGGAGGACACUUGUGACGAUGUGAGGCAACAAGUUAGCAUUAAGAGUCUACGACAUUUGCACGUUGAUUUGUCAGAUAAGUAAUUCUUUUUGAUAGUGUGGGUUGGAAGGACUUCCUUAUCUAAUCAAGCGUGCAGCUAAGAAUGUCGGUUGUGAUCGCAACUUACAUGUUUAAAGACACGGAGAUGGAGGUUAAGGGCAGUUCCAUUUGGAGUAAUGAGGUCAGUUGCCUGUAUAAGUUGACAGUACAUAAACAAGAUUUUGGAAUAGUGAGACAUGUAUACAUAGUGAGAGUAUAGGUGGGACUUGGGAGGCUAUUGUCAUGAAUCCCCACCCUUGUUUGCUACUUGAUUUUGUCCAUGUUGAUGAUGAUUGAUACAUUUGGCAAAAAUAUUGGGCUUUUCAAAUGGUUUUGAAAUUUGAUUGCCAUUCUUUGCAGUCCCAAACUCUUGUUCAGUUCUUUGUAUGUGUGUUCAUCACAGCCGCUAAUGGGCUGUUUUUCAUUCCUAUAUUAAAGACGAGAUACUUCAAUCCUA
This is a messenger RNA of Hibiscus syriacus, 4056 nucleotides long. RefSeq names its product ubiquitin carboxyl-terminal hydrolase 13-like. NCBI's taxonomy places the organism in Eukaryota, Viridiplantae, Streptophyta, Magnoliopsida, Malvales, Malvaceae. Gene Ontology annotation, molecular function: protein binding; cysteine-type deubiquitinase activity; cysteine-type endopeptidase activity. Gene Ontology annotation, biological process: regulation of protein stability; protein deubiquitination. The transcript is spliced from 29 exons. The record is from RefSeq and is a predicted model, not a curated record. The coding region runs from base 395 to 3451 and encodes 1018 amino acids. Gene Ontology annotation, cellular component: cytosol; nucleus.